GAUCGCACCACCACCAUGCCUGGCCACGUGAAGAAGAGCACGGGUCCCGACCCCGAUCCCACCGAAUACCUCUUUAUCUCGCCCGAGCAAAGGCGACUCGAUCAGACGAAACCUUAUGAUCCUAAAAAGUCUUACUGGGCUCCCGAUCCCGAGGAAGGCUUCAUUGAGUGUGAACUUCAAGGUCCAAAGGGCGACAAGUUGGUAACAGUUAAGCAUCCUAGUGGCGAGAUGAAGGACUUCAAGAAGGAGCAGGUCGGACAGGUCAACCCUCCCAAGUACGAGAAGUGUGAGGAUGUGUCCAACUUGACCUUCCUUAACGAUCCCUCCGUCUUCUACGUCCUCAAGUCCCGUUACCAGGCCAAACUUAUCUAUACAUACUCUGGUCUUUUCUGUAUCGCCAUCAACCCCUACAAGCGUUACCCCAUCUACACCAACCGUGCCGUCAAGAUCUACAUGGGCAAGAGGCGUAAUGAGGUUCCCCCUCAUCUCUUCGCCAUCUGCGACGGUGCUUACCAGAACAUGACCAUGGAUCGUCAGAAUCAGUCUAUGCUCAUCACAGGCGAGUCUGGCGCUGGAAAGACAGAGAACACAAAGAAGGUGUUGUCUUACUUCGCCAACGUCGGUGCCAGCGAGAAGAAAGAGGGCGAGAGCAAACAGAAUCUAGAAGACCAGAUCAUCCAGACCAACCCCAUCCUUGAGGCCUAUGGUAACGCCAAGACCACCCGUAAUGACAACUCAUCUCGUUUCGGUAAGUUCAUCCGCGUCCACUUCGCUCCCAACGGCAAGCUCUCUGGCGCUGAUAUCGAGGUCUACCUGCUGGAGAAGGCUCGUGUCAUCUCCCAGUCCCCCGCCGAGCGAGGUUACCAUAUCUUUUACCAGCUCAUGUGCGACCAGAUCGAUUACAUCAAGAAAAUAUGCUUACUGUCUGACGACAUUUACGACUACCACUACGAGGCUCAGGGAAAGGUCACUGUCCCAUCCAUCGAUGACAAGGAGGACAUGCAAUUCACUCAUGAUGCCUUCGAUGUCCUGAACUUCUCUCACGAAGAAAGAGACAAUUGCUACAAGAUCACAGCUUGCGUCAUGCACUUUGGUAACAUGAAGUUCAAGCAGAGGGGUCGCGAAGAGCAAGCCGAACCUGAUGGCACUGAGACUGGAGAAAUCGUUGGCAAGCUGCUCGGUGUUGACGCUGAGGAGCUGUACAGGAACUUCUGUAAGCCCAAGAUCAAGGUCGGUGCCGAGUUCGUCACCAAGGGUAUGGGCGUCAAUGCUGUCAACUACAACAUCGGUGCCAUGGCCAAGGGUCUCUUCUCACGAGUGUUCUCAUGGCUCGUCAAGAAGUGUAACUUGACACUCGAGACUGGCCAGACUCGCGCCAUGUUCAUUGGUGUGCUUGAUAUUGCCGGCUUCGAGAUCUUCGAUUUCAACGGCUUCGAGCAGAUCUGCAUCAACUUCUGUAACGAGAAGUUGCAACAGUUCUUCAACCACCACAUGUUCGUACUGGAACAAGAAGAAUACGCAAAGGAGGGUAUUGUCUGGCAGUUCGUCGAUUUCGGCAUGGAUCUGCAGGCCUGCAUUGAACUCUUCGAGAAGAAAAUGGGUCUCCUCUCCAUCCUUGAGGAAGAGUCCAUGUUCCCCAAGGCUACUGACAAGACCUUCGAGGAGAAGCUGAACAACAACCAUCUCGGAAAGUCUCGUUGCUUCAUCAAGCCCAAGCCUCCAAAGCCCGGCCAGCCUGACAACCACUUUGCCAUCGUUCACUACGCUGGUACUGUGUCCUACAACCUGACUGGCUGGCUUGAGAAGAACAAGGAUCCUCUCAACGACACCGUCGUCGACCAGCUCAAGAAGGCCUCCAACGCCCUCACAGUCGAGAUCUUCGCUGACCAUCCCGGCCAGUCUGGUGAUGCUGGCGGAAAGGGAGGAAAAGGUGGUAAACAGCAAACUGGAUUCAAGACAGUGUCAUCCGGUUAUAAGGAUCAACUUGCCAACUUGAUGAAGACUCUCAAUGCUACUCAUCCUCAUUUCAUCCGUUGCAUUGUGCCCAACGAGUUCAAGAAGCCAGGUGCUGUUGAUGCUGGUCUCAUCAUGCAUCAGCUGACCUGUAACGGUGUACUUGAGGGCAUCCGUAUUUGCCAGAAGGGCUUCCCCAACAGGAUGCCUUAUCCUGACUUCAAGCAGCGUUACAAUAUUCUGGCUGCCCAAGAGAUGAUCGAGUCGAAGGACGACAAGAAGGCAGCUGAAGCCUGCUUCCAAAAGGCCGGUCUCGAUCCUGAGUUGUAUCGCUGCGGAAACACAAAGGUGUUCUUCCGUGCCGGUGUCCUGGGUAGACUCGAGGAGAUCCGUGAAGACCGCGUGGUCCUGCUCCUCACCUGGUUCCAAGCAUGGGUUCGUGGCUACAUCAGCCGCAAAUUCUACUCCAAGAUGCAGAAGCAGCGCACUGCCCUCAUUGUUGUGCAGCGCAACCUCAGGAAGUUCAAGAUCAUGCGCGCUUGGCUCUGGUAUGAGAUGUGGAUCAAGCUCAAGCCUAAGCUCUGCGCAACUCGUAUUGAAGACGAGUUGGCUAAACUGGAGGAAACUGCUGUAAACGCUGAAGCUCAAUUUGAACAGGAGGUUAAGGCCCGCCAAGAACUCGAAAUCACGAACGCUGCUCUUCUCGAAGAGAGAGCUGAGCUCAUGCUGGCUCUUGACUCCUCCAAGGGUGGCAUGUCUGAAUAUCUGGACAAGCAGGCCAAACUACAGGCACAGAAGGCAGAACUUGAAAAAAAAAAAAAAAAAAAAAAAAAAAAAAAAAAAAAAAAAAAAAAAAAAAAAAAAAAAAAAAAAAAAAAAAAAAAAAAAAAAAAAAAAAAAAAAAAAAAAAAAAAAAAAAAAAAAAAAAAAAAAAAAAAAAAAAAAAAAAAAAAAAAAAAAAAAAAAAAAAAAAAAAAAAAAAAAAAAAAAAAAAAAAAAAAAAAAAAAAAAAAAAAAAAAAAAAAAAAAAAAAAAAAAAAAAAAAAAAAAAAAAAAAAAAAAAAAAAAAAAAAAAAAAAAAAAAAAAAAAAAAAAAAAAAAAAAAAAAAAAAAAAAAAAAAAAAAAAAAAAAAAAAAAAAAAAAAAAAAAAAAAAAAAAAAAAAAAAAAAAAAAAAAAAAAAAAAAAAAAAAAAAAAAAAAAAAAAAAAAAAAAAAAAAAAAAAAAAAAAAAAAAAAAAAAAAAAAAAAAAAAAAAAAAAAAAAAAAAAAAAAAAAAAAAAAAAAAAAAAAAAAAAAAAAAAAAAAAAAAAAAAAAAAAAAAAAAAAAAAAAAAAAAAAAAACACACACACAACAAGCACUGGUUUACAGGGACCAGAGGCAGCUCAAGGAACUUCAGGCUCGCCUUGAAGAACUCGAGGAAGAGGUUGAACAUGAACGUCAGGCACGAAGCAAGGCUGAAAAGGCCAAGACCCAUCUUUCUCGCGAACUGGGAGAUCUCAGUGAACGACUGGACGAAGCAGGUGGUGCUACCGCGACGCAGAUUGAAAUUAAUAAGAAGCGUGAGAGUGAACUUGCCAAGGUCCGCCGUGACAUUGAAGAAGCCAAUCUGCAGCAUGAGGCUGCUCUCGCCACUCUUCGUAAGAAGCAUAAUGAUUCAGUAGCCGAAAUGUCUGAGCAAAUUGACUACCUCAAUAAGAUGAAAGCUAGGGCUGAGAAGGACAAAGAUGCAAUGAAACGUGAUGCUGAUGAUGCUAAGGCUUCCAUGGAUUCUCUCCAUCGUGAUAAGACUGCUGCUGAAAAGACUACCAAGCAACUACAGCAUCAAUAUGGUGAGCUCUGCGCUAAACUUGAUGAAGUUAACCGCACUCUGAGCGACUAUGAUGCCACCAAGAAGAAGCUUGCCUGCGAGAAUGCUGAUCUUAUCCGUCAGCUGGAGGAGGCCGAGAGCCAGGUCAGCCAGCUCUCCAGGGUCAAGCUCUCCCUUACAAAUCAGCUCGAUGACACCAGGAAACUCUCUGAAGAAGAAGGCAGGGCACGUGCCACUCUCCUUGGUAAGUUCCGCAACUUGGAACACGACAUUCAGACUCUUCGCCAACAACUUGAUGAGGAGAAUGAUGCCAAGGGAGAUGUUCUCCGUAUGCUCUCCAAGGCUAAUGCUGAGGCUCUCAUGUGGCACUCUAAGUACGAGUCUGAGGGUGUUGCACGUGUAGAGGAAAUUGAAGCUGCGCGCAUGAAGCUUGCAGCUCGUCUUGAGGAAGCCGAAAUGCAGAUUGAGUCUCUCAAUGUUAAGAACUUGCAUCUGGAAAAGACCAAGAUGCGUGCUGCUGCUGAGCUGGAUGACCUCCAAGUCGCUGCUGAACGUGCACAGACUCUGGCCAACUCCGCUGAGAAGAAACAGAAGAACUUCGAUAAGAUCAUCUCUGAAUGGAAGCUGAAGGUCGACGACCUUGCUGCCGAGUUUGAUGCUUCUCAGAAGGAAUGCCGUAACUACGCCACCGAACACUUCCGUCUUAAGUCUGCCUAUGACGAAAACAUUGAACAACUUGAUUCUAUCCGUCGUGAGAAUAAGAACCUCAAUGAUGAAAUUAGGGAUUUGAUGGACCAGAUCGGUGAGGGUGGCCGAGCAUACCAUGAGGCUCAGAAGAAUGCUAAGCGUCUUGAACUCGAGAAGGAAGAGCUUCAGGCUGCUCUUGAGGAGGCCGAGGCUGCCCUUGAACAAGAAGAGAACAAGGUCCUCCGAACACAGCUUGAGCUCAGCCAGGUCAGACAAGAGAUUGACAGGCGUGUUCAGGAGAAGGAGGAGGAAUUCGACAACACUCGAAAGUGUCACCAGAGAGCUCUUGAUUCCAUGCAAGCUUCUCUUGAAGUUGAAUCUAAGGGUAAGGCCGAGGCUCUUCGCCUGAAGAAGAAGCUUGAGUCCGAUAUUAACGAGCUUGAGAUUGCCCUUGAUCAUGCCAAUAAGGCCAACUCCGAUCUUCAGAAACAUUAUAGGAAGGUUUAUGACGAGAUCAAGGGUAUGGAGGGCCGUGUUAAGGAUGAGCAGCGUCUUGCCUCGGAGUACCGGGAACAGUACGGUAUUGCUGAACGCCGUCACAACGCCCUCUAUGGUGAGCUGCAGGAAUCCCGCACUCUCCUGGAACAAUCCGAUCGCGGCCGUCGCCACGCCGAGACCGAGCUCAAUGAUGCCCGUGAACAGAUUAACAACUUCACCAACACGAACGCUGAUCUCACCGCCUCCAAGAGGAAGCUCGAGGGAGAAAUGCAGACUCUCCAGGCUGACCUUGAGGAGAUGCUUAGCGAGGCCAAGAACUCUGAGGAGAAGGCGAAGAAGGCAAUGCUAGAUGCUGCUCGUCUUGCUGAUGAGCUUCGCUCUGAGCAGGAACACGCUAGCAACCAAGACAAAAUGCGAAAGAGCUUGGAAGUUACCGUCAAGGAUCUCCAGACCCGUCUUGAGGAGAGUGAGGCUGCCUCCCUGAAGACUGGUAAGAAGGCUGUCAGCGAUCUUGAAGCUCGUAUUCGCCAACUCGAGGCUUCCCUGGACGAUGAGACCCGUCGUCACGCUGAUGCCCAGAAGAACCUGAGGAAGUGCGAGAGGCGCAUCAAGGAGCUCGCCUUCCAGACCGAUGAGGACAAGAAGAACCACGACAGGAUGCAGGACCUCGUCGAUAAGCUCCAGCAGAAGAUCAAGACCUACAAGCGCCAGAUCGAGGAGGCUGAGGAAAUCGCCGCCCUCAACCUGGCCAAGUUCCGCAAGACUCAACAGGAGCUCGAGGAAUCUGGAUAGAUAUUACAGUUUCAUGAACCUAAGCAUAUGAAUCAUGUUACUGAAUAAUAAAAAGUAAGAAUUA
Molecule: messenger RNA, 5803 nt
Organism: Penaeus chinensis
Lineage: Eukaryota; Metazoa; Arthropoda; Malacostraca; Decapoda; Penaeidae
Product: myosin heavy chain, muscle-like
Exons: 21
Coding region: 16-5739 (1907 amino acids)
Cellular component (GO): myosin complex
Molecular function (GO): ATP binding; protein binding; cytoskeletal motor activity
Source: RefSeq, a predicted model, not a curated record